UUUCCAAGUCCAUCAGAAGAAGAUGAGGAAGUAACAGAAGAUGGGAGAGAAAAAAAAUUAAUCAAUUCAAAAACUGUGAUCAGAAGGAAUAUACCCCCAAUAAAUCAUUCAAUGACAAAUGGAAGUGUUAAAGAAGUAUUGCCUAUUGACCCUUUGGCACUUCCCCAAACAAAUGUUUUACCAAGUUUAAGAAAUGGAAAUAUUGGAGGAAAUAUUAAUAAUGAUGAUAUUCCUCAAAAUUUUCAAAAUAUUUUACUCGUUAGACGUUGUAAUUCAAUGCCUUCAGCUAUUAUAAGGAGACGGACAAGUUUAAAAACAAUUAAAGAACCUUACAAAACUAAAGGUGUUAGACAGAGGAGAUACGAGAUAAACAAUAAUGAACCGUUAGAAGAAGAAAAUGAAGAAUACAAACAAAUUUCUUCUGAAAAAUUACCUUUAUGUUCUGAAUUUGAAGAAAAUAAUUGUUCAAAUGAAGCAAGUAUUUACGAAGGUUUAUCAACUCAUAGAAGUUUUGGUGAUGGAAUUCAGGAAGUUCUUCAAUUUAUUGACAGUGGCUCUUCUGCCUCCGCUUCUCCUUUUGUUAAUAAUAAUAGGAGGAAUAUAUUAAAUAAACAGUUUUCCAACAAUUGUUCAACAUUUACAAAUAAUAGUACUACUACAAAUCAACAACAAUAUCAGCAUCAACAACCAAAAAGUCUUCCAUCCUCAAUAGAACCUAAAAGAAAAAUAUUAUUAGAAAAUAAUAAUAAUUUUGAAUCUCAAUGUUUAUUAAUCUACAAUCAAAUAGAUUCUGCACUUUCACUUCCAAAUUUAUUACAACAAACAAAUAAUUCUCAAAAUAGAUUAAUUAUUAAAGAAGAAAAUAAUAAAAAUAAUAAUAAAAUAAUAGAGGAAGAUAGAGAAACUUUAAAAAAUAAAUUAACUGAUUGGAUACGAGGAAUAAUUGAAUGGUCUAGACCAACAACUUCUUGUAAAGAAAAGGUACUCGAGAAUGGUUUUCGAAGCCCAACAGGUGUUUUAAUAACAGACGAACAAAAGAGUACUUCAACUACCGGCAAUCGCCCAGUUCGAAUAGUCCCUAGCCGUUUAGCUAAUUAUUCUUUUUCUCCCUCACACAAAUUAAUUCCAACAAAUCAAAGGAAUGGUUCUUUAGCCAAUAAAAGUAUAAACACAAAAUCAAGUUCAAGUCAACAACCGUCUCCUCUUCAAAGGAUUAGAAGUGUUUUUAGAAGAUCUUUAUUAACUGCUAUGGAUGAAAAAAAUCGUCCUUCAAAACAUUUAAUUAAAAAAGCUUCUAAACAAAUGAGAAGAGAACAGAAAGCUACUGUGACACUAGCGGUUGUUUUAGUUGUUUUCCUCUGUUGUUGGGUUCCUUUUUUUGCUCUGCACCUCUCUAAUGCUUUAUGUCUACUUGCUGGGGGCCAACAAUGUGUUCAUAUGUUAGCUAUGUUUUUAUGUACUUGGCUGGGAUAUUUAAAUUCUUCUCUAAACCCUUUAAUUUAUACUGUUUUUGAUAAACGUUUUCGGAAAGCUUUUCGUGAAUUGCUUGGAUUUUGCCUUGGGCCUUCUAGUAUAAGCAGCUUACAAAGGAGACGUCUACCUGGAGGAUAAAAAUUAAGUCUGAAAAGAAUUUUUGGAAAAAAAUGAAGAAAAUUGAGGAAAGAAAAAUUAGUGAAUGAGGGGAAAAAAUAAAAUAUGAAAAUAAUAAAUAAAUAAAUAAAUGUAUAAUAAUCACUAUAAUUAUACAUUUUAUUUUCUCUAUCAAUUUUUCCUGACAAUUCAUUUUCCUCAUUUUUUGGCUCCUCUUCUGCAGAUGCGU
Messenger RNA from Meloidogyne enterolobii, 1819 nucleotides. The record is from the annotation of a GenBank genome assembly. Lineage: Eukaryota; Metazoa; Nematoda; Chromadorea; Rhabditida; Meloidogynidae.